Molecule: messenger RNA, 654 nt
Organism: Aureobasidium musti
Lineage: Eukaryota; Fungi; Ascomycota; Dothideomycetes; Dothideales; Saccotheciaceae
Source: the annotation of a GenBank genome assembly
AUGGAUAACGCUCCAACCACCAACGAGACCAAGGGUAACCCAGAGUCGAUGACGAACAAGAUCCUCGAAACUGGAGCAGCCGCUACACAGAACUUCGCCCCACCCAAGCGUGUCUGCGCUCAUCUGAAUGCCUUCCACGCAUAUGCCAAUGACCCUUCUCGUUGCAUCGAGACCAACCAUUACUGUGCUCACCUGAACGAUGGUAUGCCUUCAUCGAAUGCUCGUCUCAUCGGUAUCGAAUACAUGAUAAGUUCUCGCCUCUACGAAACCUUGGAUCACGAAGAACGCAAACUCUGGCACUCGCACGUCUUCGAAGUCAAGUCUGGAAUGCUUCUCAUGCCUCGCCCUACUGGUGUCCCUGAGGCUGUCUGGGAAGUUGCCGAGAACAAGGAGAUGGAAGAGGUCGUCACUCUGUACGGCAAGAUCUACCACCUUUGGCAGACGGACAGGGGUCACAAGCUUCCAUUGGGCGAGCCUCAGCUGAUGACCAGCUACACCGACUACAACCAAUUCGAUUUUGAUCAGAAGUACAUCAAGGAGCCCCCUAUUCAUCAAGAUGCUGCCUGGAAGGAGGGAAGCCACACCAAGCAGUCUGAGAAGAGUAGCACAAUGACCCACCCUUCUGUCAUGCAGGAUAGCCAUAGUGCUGCUUAG